Messenger RNA from Fusarium proliferatum ET1, 996 nucleotides. RefSeq lists its product as uncharacterized. Bases 1 to 996 code for a protein of 331 amino acids. The transcript has 2 exons. The record is from RefSeq and is a predicted model, not a curated record. Lineage: Eukaryota; Fungi; Ascomycota; Sordariomycetes; Hypocreales; Nectriaceae.
AUGGGUGUUGCAGAACCUCAAGAUGAGUUGACGCGUCGUCGUGAGCGAGGCCGCCGCUCCCAAGCAGCUUUUCGCAAGCGACAGGCCCAGUCAAACCACGCGCUGGCGGAUCAAAAUGCGCGUCUGAAGCAGGGCAUUCAGAAACUACUAGAUGUAGCUCAAGGUGAUGAACGACAAGAAAUGCUUGACAUCCUUCGUGAGCUUGCACUUGCUGCUGAUAUCGAAGCUCCACCCAGCGUUUCCCAGAUAGAAACAGUCUGUCCUAGCACUGGGCCUUCAGAUAGCGACAUCAUCACUACAGACGCAACCAGCUUCCAGAGCUUCAGCAGCAUUUCUCUCCCAAUAAGCCCCCCACAAUCGACCCAAUAUCGUCUGGAGUGCAGCAUGUGGCUAGACCCAUUACAUUACCUACGCGUCUCGUUACCGCCUCAAGACAUCUUGCCAUACCUGGGAACCGGUGCCGAGACCUUUGCAGGCCUUCUAUUCUGGUCAGUCAUGGAACAUUACCAAACAGUAUGCACGCAACACAACUCCAAAGCACUCAUCCAAAAAGGCCUGGAGCAUUCAAAAGCUACGCAGGAUAUCAAGCCGUCUUUCAUCGAGACCAUGGCAAAGGCAAGAGUCGAGUAUAAACAAACGGGCUCCAUUAGCCAAGCCUAUGCCGUCGCCGCUGAAAAGGAUCUGGGACUUGUACUGUGUAAUCUAAUAGAAACAGAGUAUCGCUCUACGGGCAAGGAUCCAGACCAGUGGCUAUCGUGUAUUGGUAUUGAGAAACGGCUCAGGAAGACAAUGAGUCACGAUGAAUUAGAGAACAUGAGAAAGGCUGCGCUUGUACGAGAUAACACAGUCUUGCGCCAUCUACUGGAAGACGUUAAGUGCAGGCUGUAUGAUAGCUGUGUCUGUUUUGGGGAUGGUCCUCGAUGGGAUGUAAAGAUGGUUGAUGAGCUAUUCGCUCCUUUUAUAAGAUAUAGAGGAGAAAAGAACCUGUUAAAAUGA